This is a messenger RNA of Lolium rigidum, 1530 nucleotides long. RefSeq names its product monooxygenase 2-like. The transcript is spliced from 5 exons. The record is from RefSeq and is a predicted model, not a curated record. The coding region runs from base 57 to 1268 and encodes 403 amino acids. Gene Ontology annotation, molecular function: FAD binding. NCBI's taxonomy places the organism in Eukaryota, Viridiplantae, Streptophyta, Magnoliopsida, Poales, Poaceae.
UCUGUUCCGACAAACACCAGCUACAUACGCCCCACGGGGUACGCCGCCACCGAUUGAUGGAGGCCGUCGAGGACAUCGUCAUCGCCGGCGCCGGGCUCGCCGGCCUCGCCACGGCCCUGGGUCUACACAGGAAAGGGGUGAGGAGCCUGGUGCUGGAGUCGUCGGCGACGCUGCGGGCGUCGGGAUACGCCUUCACCACAUGGACGAACGCCUUCCGCGCGCUGGAUGCCCUUGGCGUUGGGGACAAGAUCAGGGAGCACCACCUGCGCUACGAGAGGCUGGUGGCCUUCUCUGCGUCCACAGGCGAGGCUGCUGCAACAGUGAGCCUGAAGAUGCAGGGCAAAAGCGGGCCUCACGAAAUCCGGUGCGUGAAGCGCAACUUCCUGCUGGAGACGCUGGAGAAUGAGCUGCCGGAGGGCACCAUCAGGUUCUCCUCCAAGAUCGUGGCCAUCGAGGAAGAAGGCAACGUCAAGGUGCUGCACAUGGCCGACGGCUCCAUCAUCAGAGCUAAUGUUCUUGUCGGGUGUGACGGCGUGAACUCGGUGGUGGCGAAAUGGCUGGGCCUCCCGAAGCCGAUCCUGUCGGGUCGCUCCGCCACCAGGGGCCUCGCCGAGUACCCGGAGGGCCACGGCUUCGGGCCGGAGAUCCUGCAGUUCAUCGGGCAGGGCUUUCGCUCCGGCGUGCUCCCCUGCUCCGACACCUCCGUGUACUGGAACUACACCUGGUACCCGUCCCCGGCCGACGGGGACGCGGAGGAGAGUGUGGCCAAGAUGCGGCAGCACGUGCUGGCGAAGCUGGGCGCCACCAAGAAGAUCCCGGCGGAGGCGCUGGACGUGAUCGAGCGGAGCGAGAUGAGCGAGGUGGUGUCGUCGCCGCUGCGGUUCCGGUCGCCGCUGGCGCUGGUCCGGGGCAGCAUCAGCAGGGGCAACGUGUGCGUGGCCGGCGACGCGUUGCACCCGAUGACCCCGGAGCUCGGGCAGGGCGGGUGCGCGGCGCUGGAGGACGGCGUCGUUCUCGCCCGGUGCCUCGGCGAGGCCUUCGUCGGCGCGGGCAACGACGGCGGGUACGCGUGCGUCACUGCGGCGCUGGAGAAGUUCGCCGGGGAGCGGCGGUGGCGCGCGAUCAGGCUGGUCACGGCGGCGUACGUGGUGGGAUUCGUGCAGCAGAGCAGCAACGUGGCGAUCAAGUUCCUCAGGGAGAAGUUCUUGUCGGGACUGCUGGCCAAACUGAUGGUCGACAUGGCCGACUUCGACUGCGGGAAGCUCUAGUUCAGUUCUGGACGUCUGAUCGAGGUAGAACGAAAACGAUGAGAGAAAAUGACGUAAAACGGCCACCACAUACCCACUCGGGGUGUGUGUUCAUUGCUCACGUCGAGCGCCUGCCUAUGAUUGCAGAGUAAAGUACGUAAAUAAAAAGUAAAUUGGCAUGGAUGUAAGCAAUGAGUCCAUCCAUCCAUCCACAUGGGACAAACUUUUGUAGAAUCUUUUUUUUUCUAGAGGAAACUUGAUGUCAACACUUGACUUUGUGAUG